Hylaeus volcanicus is the source of this 372-nucleotide messenger RNA. RefSeq lists its product as uncharacterized. The transcript is spliced from 4 exons. The record is from RefSeq and is a predicted model, not a curated record. NCBI's taxonomy places the organism in Eukaryota, Metazoa, Arthropoda, Insecta, Hymenoptera, Colletidae.
AUGUCAGCAAUAAGUGUCCGGAAGCACGUGAUUCAGCAGCGUGCUAGAAAUGAAGAAACAGUCGCGGUGAGAGCGAAUAUAGGGUUGGGUGGGGUGCUUGCAGGAAACAUUUUACUUGUUCCUGUACCGUUCACUGAUUAUGUUUCCGUUUAAAAGGCCCGUCUGGGUUGCGUUUUUCUUUUCGUCCUGGUCGUGUCCUUUGCCCUAGUGUCUUCGAUGCCUCAUCCUGGCGGUGGCCAUCACGAACACACACACUUCAUCAUCCACGUGCCUGAAUUGAUUCACAAACAUUACCACACGCACGUGAAGAAGAUCCAUCAUGUCAAACACGAAGAGGAGGACGAUGGACACCAGCACAUCGAAGAAUGGUGA